Dermacentor albipictus is the source of this 2288-nucleotide messenger RNA. NCBI's taxonomy places the organism in Eukaryota, Metazoa, Arthropoda, Arachnida, Ixodida, Ixodidae. The record is from RefSeq and is a predicted model, not a curated record.
CACGCGCCUCUAUCUACGAUCGAAUCGACUGACUGACUGACUGCGCGCCCAAGCAACCCGCUUGGGUGAAACUGCUAUCGACGCUUCCUGUGUGGUCAGCGUAAUCGACGAUCGACUGACUGCCAGCUCAAGAACCCGCUUCGGUGAAAACUGCUAUCGAGGCUUCCUGUGUGCUUAGUGGGGUUGGUGUGUCGGCGAACCACGUGGUAGGUCCCUUGCUGGUCGACGGGGUGAGAUGACGACGCUGUGUGCAACUCCGACCACGCCGCAGUUCUGACGGACGAUCGACUUACGACGACAAUCCGAGCUGGGAAAAAAAAAAAAAAAAUCCGGCUGUCGAGGUCGAUUUGCGGCGGGGGGAGGUUCUUUCUCGGCCGUACGUACCGUACGUCAUUUCAACAGUGUUCGGAAGCUUCGUGCGACUCGUUGCGAACCCACCUAGACUCGACGGCCCGGCGAGAACCGGAGAAGGACGUGCGUCGUGGUGACCGACCAACCCCGGCGCGCAUCGUACCCGAGGAACGAGCACGAUACCACACUGCUCGUGGGUUUUGUUCCGCGUCCGAGUGUUUGCACCGCUUCCCGCGUGAGUCGGGGUUGAAGAAGAAGAAAAAAAAAAAAGAAGACAGAAAGGAGACGUUGCGGAACGCAUCGAUGCCUUGAGAAACCUUCCGGCGCGAGACCCGCACACCUGGCUUUGUGGUUCCUGUAGAUUACGCCUCCGUUAACAACGGGAGAGUGGCGCGCCGAGACGGAUACACGUUCGAUCGUCGAAGAGGAAAGGAGGCGGAAGCGAAAGCUUUGCUGGCCACCCGCUGCACGUGGCUCUGCGUGGCGGCAAGUGUUUGUUGCGUGACCCUCGGGCAUUCUGCCGGCCGGAUUCGCCGCCGCCGCUGGCUUCUUCGACCGGGAGGGGGCGAGGGAAAAAAGAAAAAGAGAGAGAGAGAGAAGCCGUUGCCGCACUUUCGUCGCUUCCACCGUUCCGAACUCGCCGUUCGUUGCCUUUCCCGCGUGAUACCUGGUUUCUUCGUCGUAGUCGGCAACACCACCACACCAUGACCGGCUGCCGGGUUUUCUCCUAACCGAUGCUCACGCUCAAGGUGGUGGUGGUCGGAAGCUGCGCCUGCGGGAAGACCACGCUGAUACGGACUUUCCUGCGCGAUGACGUCAGGGGCUCCGUGCCCGCGCCGACCGUCCAGGAAGUCUACGUCGGUCACAUGCAGCACGACGGCAAGAAGGUCCGGCUGGUCAUCUGGGACACGGGCGACUCGGACCUGCUGUGCGACCCGCACCGGGCCUCUUGCUACGCCGAAGCCGACGUGGUGCUCGUCUGCUUCUCGGUGCGCGACAUAUUCUCCGGCAGCGAGGUGCCGACCCGCUGGGCGACCGAAGUGCGACACUUCAACCCGAACGUGCCCGUGCUGCUGGUCGCCACGCAAAUGGACCUUCGCGAGGACCCCGUGACCGUUCAGGAGCUGGCGCAGAUCAAGUGCCGGCCCUCUAGCGUCGCCGAGGGUCUACAGCUGGCCCAAAAGAUCCAGGCGGCGCACUACGUCGAGUGCUCGGCGUUAGACCUUGCCAGCGUGCGCAAGGUCUUCGAGAGCGUGUUACACACCUGCCUCAGGACGACGCAAAGUCGACAGAAGAAGUCAAGGUGGAAGUGCUGCUGCUGACGUCAUCAUGCGCGGAACAAUUCCUCUGUAUCUAGUCACACGACACGCUGGGCCAAAGAAUCGAACGGUGUCAUUUGGCUGCAGGCAGGCUUUCAGCUACAUUCCAAUUGACGUUCAUUUAUGCACGACCUGCCGCUGCACUCCUUGCUGCAGCCUGUGUGGGGAGACGUCUACUGUUGCGAACUAUAUGUGCCUUUAUUUUGCAGGUGACCUGAUAUUUUUAGAGGAGAUAUUUUCAACACAUCUUUGCCAGGAAAGUCUAUUUAUAGCCUAUACAUAGCACGUUAUGUUGCGGCAUGUUCUGCUUGCGAGAGUCGCCAAACGAUAUCCGCAGGGUACAAAGAUAGCGUUGUUUAUCGUUUGUUGUUGUUAACGACCGAAAGUGUGAUAUGCGAGCCGUAUGUGUUGUGUCAGUCGCGAGGUUGACGUCAGGUUCUCGCAAAUGAUUGAGACUUUAGCGAGAGAGAGAAGCUCUUAAAAGUAAGGGAUGUGAUAUGCGGUUUAGGUAUUUUGGGACCAAUUACGUGAGCUGACGAAGAGUUUGUUGACAAGACGCUUGCACGUUGAUGUUUUUAAAUGAGUGUUGUUCAUAAAGAUGUAUUUAUGCCCAAACCA